Paramecium sonneborni is the source of this 2626-nucleotide messenger RNA. Lineage: Eukaryota; Ciliophora; Oligohymenophorea; Peniculida; Parameciidae. The record is from the annotation of a GenBank genome assembly.
AUGAGUAUAAAACAGGUUCACCCAAUGAAUGAAGGAGAAGAGUAGAAUGAAUUCAAAAAAGGACUACAGUAAUUAAUAAGUUAUAAUAGUAUUCAGCUCUGUUCAAACAUUCAAUGAUCUUAGAAGAAGAAGAGUAUAGGUUAGAGAGGCAACUUUAAUUUUAUCUCCUAAAAUGUAAAAAGUUCAUUUCAUAUAAUAGUCAAUAAUAUCAGCAAAUGUUAUAACCAAAAAUAAGUUAGUUUACCAGUUAAGAUUAAAUUAUGGAGGAAGAAGAUGUUUUAGUUUUAGAUAGCUAUAAAAUUAAAUUUAAUAGAGCCAUUAAAAGAUUACUUAUCAUUCUAAACUUUGCUAGAGCUACUAAAUACUUUUCAAAAUAGAAAUAGAAAAACAAUAUUACUUAGAGUUUAAUUUAAAAAUAAGGCAUUCCUUUUCUUCCUCACCUCAAGUUCAUUCGUUUAUGGAGAGAAAUGAUGAACUUUAACACAGUUAUUGCUACUAUUGUUUAUCCUAUAUAUAUCACAUAUUCAGAAUUUGAUUCUUAUGUAUAAUAAUCAUUUAUAUUAGGAUUUUAUAACCAUAGUUACAUUUAUAAUUGAUUUUUUUUUCUUUUUUGAUGUGAUAUUAGAAUAGAUGAUUUGUUAAGUAGAUAACAAUAAUAUUCUUUUGAAAACAUUUCCAUCUAUUUUUAUACAUAACUUAACUGGAUGGUUAAUUUUUGAUAUUCUAACUAUCAUACCUUAUAAAGUAUUUGUAAUCAAGAUUGAAGAUUCUUUCUAAUUGAGAGACUAUUUUAAUUUAUUAAAAUUAAUAAGAUUAUUUAAAUAUUUCAUAAAAACAGAUAGAAAAAUACUUUAUCAUUCAGCAGAUCCUAAAAAGAUUGAAAUAACAAUAUAAGAUUAGUUAUCUUUCUUUGAUUAUUUUUAAUUAAUUGAUGCUAAAGUGUUAAGUGUAUUAAGAAUAUUCAAAAAUAUGUUAAUACUAAUAAGUGCAUUUGGUUGUUUAUGGCAUUAGGUCAAAUAUUAUGAAGGAAUAUCUAUAGAUGAAGAUAAUGAUAAUUGGACUUCAUAUAUUGAUGGAUUAUUCUGGGCUAUUUAAACAGUUACUGUGGUUGGAUAUGGUAAUGUUUCUAUUUCUACUUCUAUGUAAUAUAAUCUAGUAAUAAUUUGGCUUUUAAUUGGAGUGGGAUUCUAUUCUUUCACUAUUGGCAAUCUAACUCAAAUAUUAGAAUAAUAAACAUCAGCUGAAAUUUAAAAAGAGAAUUUAGAAGAUCUAGAAAAUCUGAUGGAUUCUAUCAUCAUUCCAGAAUGGUUAUCAAAUUAAGUCUCUAACUUUUUAACUUACAAUCUAGAAAACAAUUCUUUUUGGAAUUAUAGAAAGUAUAUUUAAACUGUAAUAAUUAGAGAAUAAUAGACUCUUUGCCAGGAUAACUUAAAAAAUAUACAAUUUGUUUUUCCUAAUAACAAUUAGUUGUUAAUACUAAUCUAUUUAAAUUAGAUAUUAAUAUUGCUUCUAAAUUAUUACCAUAUAUGACUAUCUUCUUCUAUUAGAAAUAUGAAACUAUUUAUUAUGUUGGAUCUCCUAGUAUGGAUAUCUUCUUUCUAAUUACAGGAGAAGUAUUAUUCUUUUCAUAAUUAUUUUAGGUGAGAUUAUGUGAUGAUUAAGGCAGAAGUCUCUUAAAUAUUAUGGAGGGUAGUAUCUUUGGUGAAAUGGAAAUAUUAGAUUAAGUUAAUAGAAAAUAAAGUGCUAUUGCUUCUAAAAAUUCUAUUGUAAUCAUUUUUCCAGUCCAAAUAUUUCUUAAUAUCAUUUAGAUUGAUGAGAAUUUAUCUUUUGAAAUUGAAUAAUUGGGUUUGAGAAGAAAAAUUCUUAUCAAAGAAAGCCAUCUCAGAAUGAAAUGUAAUUAUUUUACUUUAUUUACAUAGAAAAUCAAAAGGUAAGAAGAGUAAGUUGUAUAAACUACAAAGAAUAACGUAAACCAACAGAUAUAAGUAAAAAUAUUAUGGAAAAAGAAUUUAAAUCUUAAAUUUCAAAAGAAUCUUUUUAAUUUGUUUAAACAAGAAUAUUAAAAUAUGUUUUUGGAAGAAAUUAAGAAAGAAAAUGGAGAUUAUUUCAUAAAUUCAGAGAUGCUGUUUAAAAAGUGAUGAAAUUUAAUAAAUAAAAAAGAGAACUUAAUAAAAGAAGAAGAGAGAGCUUUUUAGGAUUGAAAAUGAUUAAUAAUUUCAAAGGUACUACUGAAAAUGAAUAAUUGAUGAUUAAAUAAAUAUUUAAAUUGUAAAAAUAAAAAAGAUAACUAAUGAAAACCUUAAAAUAAAUAAUUAACCAUGUAAAAUCAGGUAUAUAAGCACCAUUAAUUAUUACUCCUUCACCUUAUUUUUAUUGUUUAUUAUAGGAAUAGAAAUAAUUUAUGUUAGAGAAGAAGGAACUCGAAAAUUAAAACAAACUCUAAAAACAAUAAAAACUAAAAAAAAUUAAUCCUUAUUACUAACUCAGACACUUAAAUGAUUUUUGGAGUAAAUUCUAAAAUGAAUUGAUUUCCUAUAAAAAUGUAAGAACAGAACUCAGAUACUAAUAAAUGGAAGUAGAUGGAGUUUAUUUUGAAAUUUAAGGUUUGAUAAAAUCUAUUAUGUGA